Messenger RNA from Stegodyphus dumicola, 963 nucleotides. RefSeq names its product Chromosome associated protein H2 (gene Cap-H2). Gene Ontology annotation, cellular component: condensin complex; nucleus. Gene Ontology annotation, biological process: meiotic chromosome condensation; mitotic sister chromatid separation. Gene Ontology annotation, molecular function: chromatin binding. The record is from RefSeq and is a predicted model, not a curated record. Lineage: Eukaryota; Metazoa; Arthropoda; Arachnida; Araneae; Eresidae.
AAAGGCUGAGCAACAAAAUAGGAAAGAAACUGCGAAAGAAAAAGAAAGACAAAAAGAAGAAAAAUUGAGUGAUCCAUUUUUGAGUACUGAAAUCAAACUUGGCAAGAAUUUAAGUUGUUUAAAGAAAAAGAAUUCCCCCAAAAAUGCUGUGAAUAAGCGACCCAAUAAGAAGACACAGCUUAUGAAAAGUGUGUUUGUACCUGUGUUGCUGUCAGCUUUGGAAGAUGAUGAGAAAGGGGAUGUUAUCUAUGAUACAAGAGGAGAAAUUGUGGGACAUAAGGGAGAUUUUAUAUUAAAUAGAUGCACAUUAACUUCUUCUGGUUGGUUGUUGUGCUGCCUACUAUGAACAGAGAUCUGAUACCUUCUGACCCUACUGCAGCUGAUUAUAUUGAGGAAGAAUCAGAAAAGGAAGAUUAUUGUGAUACUGAUGAUGUGAUGCCUACAGACAGUGGAGAUCCUUCACCUUCCCUUGACGAAGGUCUUGGAACAGACCCUAAGAGUGUUUCUUCAAAUUCCCAAAAUGUAUCACCUGAUGGUUGCUCUGUUUCAGCUUCCAAUGAUGAAGGUGUUGGAACAAUUGGCAGCCCUCAGUCUUCAGCAGUUUCCAAUUCUCAGAACAGGGAUUCAGACCUCACACCAUGUGAUCAGCCUUUGGCUUCAUCUGCAGGACAAAAUGAUACAAAUCCAGGCCUUACACCUUCUGAUCAACCUCAAACUGAAGAACAAGAAGGAAAUACUAACCCUCUGGCAAAACCAACGUCUGAAGGCAUAGAAAAUGUUCCAGUACUCGAUAUUGGUGUUGAUGAUGAUGAUGAUGAUGAUGAUGAUGAUGAUCGUCAUCCCAUCCGGCGAUCCAUUCGCCAGGCUCUUAAAGUAUGUCAACUGGAACAAGAGAUAAAUGUAAGAUAUCACUAUGAUAGACUGCAUUGCUAUUACCUUUUCUUCUGAUGUAGUGUCAGCUAU